This is a messenger RNA of Darwinula stevensoni, 597 nucleotides long. Lineage: Eukaryota; Metazoa; Arthropoda; Ostracoda; Podocopida; Darwinulidae. The record is from the annotation of a GenBank genome assembly.
AUGGAAGGUGACGGGGGAAGGAGAGCAGGGGAAGGGGAAGCCCGAAAGCGUCCCUCUGGGGAUGUCAUUCCUUUCUCGCCCUCUCAGCGGCGAAGGGACUCAUCGAGCGCGACGGGAAGCGUUGGGAUCCCAGGAGAUAAAUGCGACGGGACGCUUCUGCCGACCUUGUUCGAGGCGAGCAUGGCCCAUUCCAAGGACUACAACGGACCUCAUAGCCACCCGCUGGAUGGGUCGAAGGACAUCUUCCUCUACGUCGCCGUGGUGAUGGUCUUCUACGUGCUGAUCGUGCUUAUCAUCUUGGGAGCGCGGUACCACCAGAAGCGAUACGAAGCCCCGCCGGAGGAGCCGCAGCACCUGGUCCUCUACGACGACCUCACGAACACGACGGUGCAGGCGGACUCGCGGCUGUCGGAGGAGGUCGCGCCGUCGCCGUCGUGUAGCGUGUAGGGGGGUGCCUGAGUUUCUGUCGGGUAAAUUCUGAGGAGGGUCUUCGAAGUCGGUGUGGGCAUUCCUGUGUCAAGUUUCUUUUCGUGUAUGUCGAAAUAUAUUUCUGUGGAAAUGCUUGUCUCUUCUAUUCUGUUUGGCUUUUAUUCCGCA